This is a messenger RNA of Pieris macdunnoughi, 738 nucleotides long. The record is from the annotation of a GenBank genome assembly. NCBI's taxonomy places the organism in Eukaryota, Metazoa, Arthropoda, Insecta, Lepidoptera, Pieridae.
AUGAACGACUUCGAUAUUAUUCUAAUCACCGAGACUUGGUUAACUUCUGGCUUUUACAAUACUGAAUUAUGUGAUGACCGAUAUGAUGUGCUCCGUCUCGAUCGGAAUUCUAAAAAUUCUACUAAAACGUCGGGCGGCGGUGUUAUGUUAUGUACGAAAAGGUCUCUGCAUGCGCAAGAGAUGGCCGAGUGGACGUGCGACGGCGUUGAGUGUACCUGGUUGACUAUUCCCGCUAGUACGCUCGCGUCGAAUGAAUGCAUUAAACGCGAACUACAUAUAUGUAUUGCAUAUAUACCACCUGACGAUUUGCAGUCUGUAAGACUUACAGCGUUUACAGACUUUCUCCUAUAUAUUUUCUCAUUACACCCAAAUGAUCAUUAUAUCAUAGCUGGCGAUUUCAAUCUACCCCACAUAGGCUGGUCUCCAACCUUUGAUCCCACCUUCCUUAGACGUGGUACUAUAAACCUACAAAAUGCGGGUGCAAGGUUUGUUGAAUCAUGCAGUAGUCUUGGCUUCAGUCAGUACAAUUUGCAUAAAAACUCCUCUGGAAAUAUACUAGACCUAAUAUUUAGUGACACAUACAUCGAGGUGUCUAAAUCUUGCAGUUAUCUCGUUAAAGAAGACCCAAGCCAUCCAUGUCUGGAACUGAAAGUGUCGGAAUUGAUGACGCCUAGUAUUAAAUUAAAAAAGGAGAUAAGAUAUAACUUCAAGAAGGCUAACUACGAUAAAUUAAAUUAA